Messenger RNA from Myiozetetes cayanensis, 5288 nucleotides. It is a transcript of the gene KCNJ3, whose product is annotated as potassium inwardly rectifying channel subfamily J member 3. Gene Ontology annotation, molecular function: inward rectifier potassium channel activity. Gene Ontology annotation, cellular component: plasma membrane. NCBI's taxonomy places the organism in Eukaryota, Metazoa, Chordata, Aves, Passeriformes, Tyrannidae. The transcript has 5 exons. Gene Ontology annotation, biological process: regulation of monoatomic ion transmembrane transport; potassium ion import across plasma membrane. The record is from RefSeq and is a predicted model, not a curated record. The coding region runs from base 1 to 1824 and encodes 607 amino acids.
AUGUCGGCGCCACGGCUGAAGCUGAGGGACGACUACCAGGUGGUGAGCACCUCGGCCAGGCGGCGGGGCGGCUGCGGCAGGGCCGGUGCGCUGCGGCGCCGGGCCGCGGGCGGCGCGGUGGGCAGUGCGGAGGGCGGUGCGCGCGGGCCCGGGGCGGUGCGGUGGCAGUGCGCGGAGGCGCUGCGGUGGGCGGUGCGCUGGCGGGCGCUGCGGGUGGCGGUGCGACGGGCGGUGCGGUCGAGGGCGGUGCGGUGGGCGCGUGCGCUGCGGGCCAGGGCGGUGCGGUGCGGCAGUGCCAGCGCGGGCGGUGCGGUGGGCGGCAGCGCGGCGGUGCGGCUGCGGCCGGGCGGUGCGGGGCGGUGCGGAGCGGCGCUGUGCGCUGCGGGCCCGGGGCGGUGCGCGGGCGGUGGAGCGCUGCGUGCGGCCUGGGCAGUGCGGCACGCUGCCAGUGGCGGCGCAUGCCGGCGGGCCGUGCGGCAGCUGCGUGGAGGCGGCUGCGCCACGUGCAGCGCGGCGCGUGGGCAGUGCGAGAGCUGCGGUGCGCUGAGCGACGCGCUGCGCCUGGGCGUGCGUCAGGCGCUGCCGUGUGCAGUGCGGUCAUCGCUACCGUGGCCCGGUGCGGCGCCUGCAGCCGGUGCAUCGCCACACACGCGGGGCGACCUCGACAGGCGUACGCACAGCUGCAUCGGCGUGGCCAACGUGUACAACUUCCCCUCCGCCUUCCUCUUCUUCAUCGAGACCGAGGCCACCAUCGGCUACGGCUACCGCUACAUCACCGACAAGUGCCCCGAGGGCAUCAUCCUCUUCCUCUUCCAGUCCAUCCUGGGCUCCAUCGUGGACGCCUUCCUCAUCGGCUGCAUGUUCAUCAAGAUGUCCCAGCCCAAGAAGAGGGCCGAGACGCUGAUGUUCAGCGAGCACGCCGCCAUCUCCAUGCGGGACGGGAAGCUCACCCUCAUGUUCCGCGUGGGAAACCUCCGCAACAGCCACAUGGUCUCGGCGCAGAUCCGCUGCAAGCUGCUCAAGUCCCGGCAGACCCCGGAGGGUGAAUUCCUGCCGCUGGAUCAGCUGGAGCUGGACGUGGGCUUCAGCACCGGGGCUGACCAGCUCUUCCUGGUGUCCCCCCUGACCAUCUGCCACGUGAUAGACUCCAAGAGCCCGUUCUAUGACCUGUCCCAGCGCAGCAUGCAGACCGAGCAGUUCGAGAUCGUCGUCAUCCUCGAGGGCAUCGUGGAGACCACGGGGAUGACGUGCCAAGCCAGGACGUCCUACACGGAGGACGAGGUGCUGUGGGGCCACCGCUUCUUCCCCGUCAUCUCCCUGGAGGAGGGCUUCUUCAAGGUGGAUUACUCGCAGUUCCACGCCACCUUCGAGGUGCCCACCCCUCCCUACAGCGUGAAGGAGCAGGAGGAGAUGCUGCUCAUGUCCUCGCCCCUCAUCGCGCCCGCCGUCGGCAACAGCAAGGAGAGGAACAGCUCGGUGGAGUGCCUGGACGGGCUGGACGAGGUGGGCACGAAGCUGCCCUCCAAACUGCAGAAAAUCACCGGCAGGGAGGACUUCCCCAAAAAACUCCUCAGGAUGAGCUCCACCACGUCGGAGAAGGCCUACAGCAUGGGGGACCUGCCCAUGAAACUGCAGCGCAUCAGCUCGGUGCCCGGCAACUCCGAGGAGAAGCUGGGCUCUAAGACCACCAAGAUGAUGUCGGAUCCCAUGAGCCAGUCGGUGGCCGAGCUGCCGCCCAAGCUGCAGAAGCUGUCGGGGGGCGGGAGGAUGGAAGGGAACCUGCCCCCCAAACUGCGCAAAAUGAAUUCCGACCGCUUCACAUAGCCCAGGGCGCCGGGGGCGACCGCGGGGAGCUGCGACUGCUCCGGGGAGGGCAGCGGGGCCGGGAGGGGCCCCGGCACCGGAGGGGGGUGCGGAACUCUGAGGUCUGGAGGCAGGAGAUGCCCCCCGGGCGGCGCCGGGGGCGUUGGCAUGUACCAUCACACCACGCAUGCGAUACCAGUGUGCCAUCCCUGCAUAUCGUCCUGUGGCAUGACUCCCACUGUAGUGACACUGUACAGCCCCAAAAAGCGGGGAGGGGCCCCCUCCCCCCGUACCCCUGAAGGAGUAGGGACAACACGCGAGCGGGGAGCUUUCAGGGUAAGUUAUGACUUGACUCGGGUUUUUUUUUCUCUCCUGGUGUGGGUCGUGACGAUUUGUCCAACCAAGUAGUUCUGGUGCAUGUCUAUUCUUUCUUCGAGGGAGGUGUGUUAGUGAAUUCCUGACACCGACUCUGCUGGCCUUAAAUCAACUGCUGGUUUCUAGUUUGCUUUGAGGUUUUCUUGGGGGUUUGUUUCCUACUGGGAAAAAAACCAAAUCUGUAUUUCCUAAGGCUUUGUUUAGAGAAGAAACUUGUAUUUAUAAGUCUAGGCAAGACAAUGAAUAAAUGAAUAAAAAUUCACACUUUAGAUACGAUUAGUAAAAACUUUUUAAACCUUUGUGAUUUAUAAUGUAUGUGCAAGAAAGCCGUUUGAAAUAAGCAGGAUGUGCUUGCUUUCUCAUGUUGAUGACAUAGCUGGACAUGAAACAAGCUGAAUGUCUCCACGAAGCCGAGCAGGCUCUUCUGCUGGAUGAACUGCACCCCAAAGGCAGAGCCACCCUUCCCCCUGUCCCUCCAGGCUCGGAUUUCCCUCCUCUUGCUGUGCUGGCAGCUGUGCCAGCAGCCCUGCAGGCCGUGGUGGUCCCCAGCCCGGGUAGGCUCCUUGCUGCUUUUGCUGUGGUGAAAAUGCUGUUUAACCGUGCUCUGAACUGAAGUUGACCCUGUGGGUUUCAAAAUGAGUCGUGCUUUGUGCAGAUGUUGGGAUUGGUGUCCUCUGUGCUCGGGUUUCCUCUGUCUAUCCUGUUUGGCUCCGGGGUGGGCUGAGUGUUGUGUGGGUGCCCCGUCAUCGUGGCUUCUGCUGGGGGAGCACCCUCCCCAAAAUUCCAAAGGUCAGCUGUUGAGGUGCCCGUGGAUCCUGUGGGCUGUGUUUGGGGGCCAGUCCUUUGGCUCUUUCCUGGAGCAGGAGGUCUGGGGUGGAUGGAGCCGUUGGUGGCACCAUCAGUGGUCUGGGUAGGAAAGCUGCUGCCAAGAGCACCCAGGAGAGGGGCUCUGUGGGAUGUCCUCUGUGUGUAAAACCCUCUGGACCACAUCCAGGUGGUCCCAGGCAUGGACAGGUGAGGGUCAGAGGAGCACCCUUGGCUUCAUUAAUGGAUGGGCCCUUCUGGCUCCUGGGCCCUGGCCCAUCCUGCACAAAUGCUGGCACGUGCUACCCAACUGGUAACAAAUCUGAGGGUCUUGGAGGGGUUGUUAGAAAUGUUGGCAUGGAGCAAGAAGCCUGAAGCCCAGCACACUGCUGGGGGCUGGCUCAACUCUCCUUGGAAGUUGCAGUGUAUGACCUGUCAGCUGUACACCCAAGGACUUUGUGUGAACUUCCAAAGUUCCUUUCAUCAUUUCUCCCCCUUUUUGAGUGGCCCUGCAUGUUCUUCACACCCGUGGCUGCCCCUCAGUGCUCUGCACGUGGCUGUGAGGGGCAGGGCUGACCUGUGCUCCACAUGUGCUCAGCCACGGGAAAACCUGGGCUUGUGCUCCCCUUUUCCCAGCACUCCUUCAGGUUGUCUUGUAAAAUACCCCUGACUUUUGUAGCUGUUCCCUCAGUCCUUGGCUGGCACCAGGAAUAGCCAUGUCCCUUUUCCAGGUGUCCCCAGCAAGGCCACCACCCAGCCCAGCCCAGCCCAGCAAGCCAAGGGCAUUGCCCAGCCUGGGAACCAGCCCAGGAGCCCCCCAGCAGCCUGGGCACAGGGGUCUGGCUGGGAAAGGAGGGUCUCCAGCAGCUCCACCCCUCCUCAAAGCUCCUUUGGUUUAUUGGGGUGAGUGGGGAGCAGUGGCUCCUUCUGGGGGCUGUCAGAGUGUGACCCCACCAACCACUGCCCUUGUGUGACACUGGACUAGGUGGUCAUUGCAGUCCCUUCCAAAUGAAAUACUCUGUUCUUAUUCUAGUCUAAUUCUGUCCUAUUCUUAAUCUAUUCUAUUCUUAUUCUUAACCUGUUGUUCUUAUUUAUUCUAUUUUCUAUUCUUAUCCUUGAUCUAUUUUUAUUCUACUCCUAAUAUAUUCUAUAUUCUUAUUCUAUUAAUUCUAUUCAUAUUCUAUUCCCUAUUCUUAUUCUUGAUCUAUUUUCUAUUCUUUAUUAAUUCUAAUUCUAUGUUCAUUCUAUUCCUUUUUGAUUAUGUUCUUAUUCUAUUCUAUAUUAAUUCUCUGUUUAUUCUAGUCUCCUAUUCUAGUAUUCUAUCCCAUCCCAUCCCAUUUUAUUCCCUUCUGCUUUGUUCUCUUCCAUCCCCUGCUCUGCUGCAGUUCUGUGAGUGGUCCAGGAGCUCAGGUGCAAUUUGGGGUCCCCUGGGGUGUCCCACCUUUGCUGAGCUCUCCUGCCAGCACCCUGGGGUGGCUCAUGGUCCCCUUGGCUUUUCUCUGUGUCCCAGGGCCUCCUGCAUCCUGCCUGCCCAAAUCCCGGGGUUCCCAAGCCUGCAGCAGGAGAGCCAAGUGGCCUUUUCCUUUGGGAACCCUCGUGCUGAAUGUGUGGACAGAGUGAAUGAGGGAGGAGCCACCUGGGUGUGCUCCCCAAACUGGACUGAGAGCAGGUGUCAGGGAGCUGGAAAAUGUCCCACCAGUGUGGGAGACGCUGGAGAAGGGGCCUCAUUUUUAUUAAAUUAAUGCCAUGCAGAUACUGAGCUGUGAUUUGAUUUUUGUAACUCAAAGCACUCACCCAUCCCUGCUGGGUACAGAGUUCCUGAGGUCUGGGGGCUGCAUUAAGGUGACAAUGAGGUGUCUUUAAUAAGAGGUAAAGUGCAAACACGGACAACGACUGUCUUUAGUUAUUUAUUUUAGGAAGUCACUUGUGGUUAAUAUUUCAUUUUUUGUUGGUGUGGGCACUUUGUUUUUAACCAGUUACCAUUUGAGCCCAGCCCUGAUGCUUCUGCUAAUUAAAGGUACUGUUUGAUUGCACAGCCGGUCUGUGUCUCCUGCUGAAUUUACGCUUGGGUUCUCCUGUAAAUUGUACAUAUUGAGAUCAAAUAAAGAAACAAAGAAAUGCAUUUUCAGCAUGCAGCCUCUCACUGUAUCAAUGGACACAUUGAUCCAGAAGAACAAACUCUUGUAUUAAUGCUGCAAGCUCAGUUUUAUCUAAAGCUCUAUUAAACUUUCACCAGCCGGUGGGUUUGAAGGUGUUUGUUGUUUCUCCACUUUUUAGCACCUUAAUAAAGGACUUUCAGCUGCUCA